Molecule: messenger RNA, 625 nt
Organism: Xenopus laevis (African clawed frog)
Lineage: Eukaryota; Metazoa; Chordata; Amphibia; Anura; Pipidae
Product: class E basic helix-loop-helix protein 22-like
Exons: 1
Coding region: 44-436 (130 amino acids)
Source: RefSeq, a predicted model, not a curated record
CAGCGAUGGGCGCUACGAGCUGGUGCUAAGAUCGGCUGAGCACAUGGCCUCCCAAGCAGGAAUGAAGCUGGAUGCCCCAUGCGCUACCGGAGGAGGCAAGAAGUCCAAGGAGCAGAGGACUCUCCGACUCAACAUCAACGCCCGGGAGAGGAGGCGAAUGCACGACCUGAAUGAUGCUCUGGAUGAUCUCCGCUUGGUGAUUCCCUACGUGCACAGCCCCUCGGUCCACAAGCUCUCCAAGAUGGCCAUCCUGCUCCUGGCCAAGAACUACAUCCUCAUGCAAGCCCAGGCGCUCGAGGAGAUGAGGCGGCUCAUGGCUUAUCUCAACCAAGGCCAGGCCAUCUCCGCUGGCACCUCCAUCCCCAACUCUGCAGCUGUUGCGCUGCACCCUCACUCACGAUGUGCAGAGUCAGCUCAACGUGGACCGAGUCGCUGAGGUGGGAGACACGGUGCAGGAGACGGGCGCUACUGCUGCUGCUUAGUGUCCCUUGUUCCUCUUCACAUGCUGCUGUCAGUGAAUAGCCAGGGAGGAGAAAUCAAGUGCCGAAGAAUGAAUGGUCGCCCUGUCGCCUUUUCUGAACAGGAGCGGAAGUGGACUUUUUGUGAUUUUAAAGUUUAAUUUGUC